CACCGAGCUCAAGGCCUUUCCUGGACUUCCUGCCUAGCGGUGAUAGCGGAGAGCAGAAGGGAAGGUCUUAUCAUAACAGACGAAAAACAACAUUUAGUCAAACUUAUGAUUAGAUCACCCCCGAUCGCAUAAUUCUGUUCAUUUGAGAAACCUGAUACUUGGAAAUAAAAUGAUCCGAUUCAUCCUGAUCCAGAACCGAGCAGGGAAGACCCGCCUGGCCAAGUGGUACAUGCAGUUUGACGACGACGAGAAGCAGAAGCUGAUCGAGGAGGUGCACGCCGUGGUGACCGUGCGGGACGCCAAGCACACCAACUUCGUGGAGUUCAGGAAUUUCAAGAUCAUCUACCGACGUUACGCUGGCCUGUACUUCUGCAUCUGUGUGGACGUGACGGACAACAACCUGGCCUACCUGGAGGCUAUUCACAACUUCGUGGAGGUUCUGAAUGAGUAUUUCCACAAUGUCUGUGAGUUAGACCUGGUGUUUAACUUUUACAAGGUCUACACAGUGGUGGAUGAGAUGUUCCUGGCAGGGGAGAUCAGGGAAACAAGUCAGACCAAGGUUCUCAAACAGCUGCUGAUGCUGCAGUCGCUGGAGUAGGACCUGCUGAGACGACCCACCCAUUGGACACGCCCAUCCAGGCCCCUCCCAUUCCAUCCCCACCCAUCGAUAGACCACACCCCCACUGUCUCCCUCCCUCUCUGUGAAACCGCUGUGUCAGAUACAGCACUUUCCAGAUCUCGACUUUUAAUGGUACCUGGUAGUGAAACAACAGCAAAGAAGCAUUUCAUCUUACUUCUGCUGCUGGGAUCUGAAAAGUCCAGCUUCACUGCAAUAGGAAAUGGACAUCUGCCAUUGAUUUUUUUCCAGAAAUAGUGGCGAUAGUUUGUUCUAAUCUGAAAAAUAAACACAUGGUUUAAAAUUACCUGUACCUGUUGCACAGUCAGAUAUGACUGUGCAAAUGUUGAUGUUAAGAUAUCCCGUUGCGCAGUUUUCUUAGCCUAUAAGGACCACCUCCUUGCUUUGCCCAGUCUGUGCUGUAGACUGGGGAGCUGCUGUAUCUGACAGCUCAGUGGGCAUCAGUCUGCCUUCAGAGUCCCCCUGCCCGACCUCUCCAGGCCACACCCCUUCCCGCCCCUCUUGCUCCAGACACUACUCUCCGAGGCCCACAGCUGCCUGGACUCUCCGGGAAGCACAGAAGGCUGUACAGUACAGCCCGGCCACUUCCACAUGGUGCAGCCAGGUGGCACUGCUGCUGUCACAGCCCUGUGCUGGAAAGGAGGCAAGGAUGGUCAGGCAGAGAGACGCCAUCACUCCUGACCUUUUCCAGACGGGUGCGGUCUAGAAAUUCAAAUAAAUGUUGCUACUUUACUGCACCUCUUCUGUGUGCCAGGCAGGGGACACUGCAGGUGUAAGAGGCUGAGAAACAAAACAUUCUAGUUGACCUGCCAAGAGCUGAGAUUCCAGAAGCCCAGCGGCUGGUCAGUGGUCUCCUGCCUGACGAGCAGAGCAGCCACAGUGCCCGGCCACGCCUGGCACACGGGUCUACAACAACACAGAGAGGCCCCUGACUCUGAAAGAUACCAGUCGCCAGUCAGUCGGAGUUAAUGGUCGUGUGCUAAUUUUUUUAUUGUUCUUUGUUGUAAUGCUAUGAACUUCUGUUUAUGUAUACUUUUCCAAUUUUCUUGAGUUCUUGUGAGUUUGUGGAAAAAAAUUGUGCUCAAUUCCAACUCGUAAGCAGACCCUUGGUUGUUUUUUUUUUAAUUAAAAAGGUGGCAUUCAGUGGCAAGAACGUUGAUGAAGGUCUCUGUGAGUGGGGGCGAUCCAGCACACUGUAGCUGGCUGUUGCUUAUGCACAGGAGGCUACGGGCUGUUAAUUGCGAAUGUGCAUUAAGGCUCUGUUUUGUUGUGCAAUGGAAGGUUACCGUGCUCGGAGGAAAAUGAAGCUGAGGGUGACAGCUGGGCUGGUGGGUGGAGUCACAUUUUGGGGAUCUAACUCUCAAGCAUGAAAGUAUCUACUGAGGUAUACAUCAUAUUUCUAUAUGAGUCACUGCCAGUCCCUUCCUUGUACUUUAACACCACCUCAGUGCUACAGAGUGUAAACAGAUCUGAGAAUAUAAGGAAAGAGGAGAAACAAGAAAAGGACAGAAAAGCUUUUUUCUGUGAAAACCUGCACCAAAAGGAGCAGUACAGUAAAUAUACCUGUUUUCAAGCAGUACUUCAGUGUGGGAACAGGUUUGAAAUCCCGUCAUCUGGGCACCGCCUGAUGUCCAAGAGCUCGUAGGGCUCAAAGUGCUGGUUCCAUUCCUCAGAUUCAGAGUUCCAUGCCAUGGUUUUAGGAAUAAAUCUUAGUUUCCCCUUCUCAGAACCUCUUCCCAAUUCCAAUACAACCUUUGCACUGUAGACAAAGACAAAGGUGUAGCUGAGCCCGCUGAGAGAAAGAUGUCUAUUCAGACCACGAGAAGAAAUUCACUCUAAUGAUCAAGACCCUGGGAUGAAGGACCUCAAGUGGAACGUAUAGCUUUUAAAUCCGACUCUGGGGCUCGGUAACGAGGUCACUGCUGGUCUUGAACCCAGAGCCACCUUGCUGAGCGUGGAUUGCUGAGAGUCUGAAAGAGGUCUUCAUUUCAGAUGUAGAUUGUGUUUUUGUUUUUUUUAAUUUUGUACCCUGAGAUACAAAUCAAGAUAUAUAGUGCUGUAUCAGUAGAUCCUCAUCCUGCCCAGUUCAUCUGCGUGUGUGAGAUCUGUGCUGUUCAUGUUGUUGUGCCACUGAAGCCUUUGUGUCAACAUAUCUUCCAGAUUCAGUCUUUAUAUGUAUAUACACAUUACUAAAAAUGAAUGAACUCGUGUAAUAAACAGUAAGAAAUAAAAUCGACUUUUCUUAUUAAGUUCUUUUAAA
Molecule: messenger RNA, 2897 nt
Organism: Lepisosteus oculatus (spotted gar)
Lineage: Eukaryota; Metazoa; Chordata; Actinopteri; Semionotiformes; Lepisosteidae
Gene: ap2s1
Product: adaptor related protein complex 2 subunit sigma 1
Biological process (GO): clathrin-dependent endocytosis; intracellular protein transport
Cellular component (GO): membrane coat; intracellular membrane-bounded organelle; AP-2 adaptor complex
Molecular function (GO): clathrin-cargo adaptor activity
Source: RefSeq, a predicted model, not a curated record